UCGAAAAUAGUCGUCAGGUAUCGUGACCAGCUUUCAUUGUGUUAAGAAUUUCUACAAAAUUUCGGAAAUUUCAAUAUCAAAAAUCAUCGAAGAGAAGUGUAAAAUUUCUAAAAGAAGAAACUUUCAAUAUAAAUUCACAGUGCUUUAAAGUUGCCUUUGAAUUGUAUGUUCACCAAAAGAAAAAAUAAUCGACUUUCCAAGUCAGUCAAAUUGUGCAAAUAAAGUAAUCCGAAGGAAGGAAAACGAAAAGGUUGAGAACGACGAAUUAAAUAAAAUUGGUUGUGCACUGUUUUCGUUUCGUGGCUUUAAGCAUAUAAUACAUCAUAUUAAAGACGGCACAACUAUUACUAAGCUAUUAUUAACAAAAAAUGGCAUGUGCAACACUCAAACGUACUUUAGACUGGGAAGCGUUAAAUCAACGGCCUUCGAAACGCAGACGUUGCAAUCCGCUCGGGCAUUCAUCAGGAAAUGGAUCAUCACCAUUGCGCUCAUCUGCAGCUGCCAUCACUUCCUACGAAAACAUUCAUAGUCCCAGCGGUAGCCGCAUUUCUAAGGAACCACAGCCCAAUCCAUUCACAGAGGCCAAUCUGUCAAAAAUUUCUCCAGAUAAAAUGGCUCAGGAUAUUCGAGAUGAAAUCAAACGACUGCACCGCUGUAAACGUCUUCAAUUUUCAUCGUCCACCAUAGACGGUAUGCAACAGGACUCAGAAUCUAGUGGUUCCGAAAUGGGCGCCGAAAGUCCACGUCGUCCAGACACCCCACCGAGCUUGGUGCGUAACCCGGAGAAGGCGCUUUUUACAUUUAAACAGGUGCAAUUGAUAUGCGAACGUAUGCUGAAGGAGCGAGAAGAUGAGAUACGUGAAAAAUACAAUGCUGUGCUGACUACGAAGCUCGCCGAGCAGUAUGAUGCGUUUGUAAAAUUCACUUACGAUCAGAUACAGAGGCGCUAUGAAGCCACGCCAAGCUAUCUUUCAUAAUCGGACCUCAGGCGUACUUUAUUACUAGUCGCUAAGAUUUCAUCGCAAAUAUACAUAAGUACUGUAUGUAUAUGCGCAUUUUUUUUUUUUUUGUUGAAAACUACAAUGGAAUGGAACGCCCAUCCUAACUAUUGACAAUUUGAAGAAGAGAACUGAAGCGAAAGCAUUGAAAUAUUCGUUUAAAUUAUGAAAAACGCCCGAAAUAUAAAAUGAAAUGGAUUGACUCAUAAAAUUAGCUGGCGUAUUUAAGUUUUUGCAUUCAAUUAAGUCAUCGUCUUGAAAUACCUUUCCGUUAAGGCAAUUCUGCUAAAAAUAUUACUAUAGAUAGAAAACAAGGAGCCUCAUUGCGAGAGUCGUAUCGAAGGCAAGUCGUUGGUCGAGAGUCGAAUCGUAAAGAAAAUUUCGUGUCAUUGCCUAAAAUUUCGACUCGACUAGUGUAUUAAAGCGGAAAAACUUGGCAGCACUGCAUACUUUUCGACGAUUUUUGUCGUUUAUAUUUUUCAGCAUGACAGUAGACAAUGCCAAUGUUGGCGAGUCGUGCAAUUUAGCCUAAUUUACGUCUUACGCACUGAGGCUGCAACUAUAAGUAAAUACAUCGCAAAACAUGUUUGAAAGCGAGUGUUUGUUAAAAAUAUAUAUUCUAAUUUUUAUAGACUGGGUUGUAAGUUAUAAAAAACUUUGUGGCAGGCACAUGUGAGAUAUUCGUAAGAACUAAUUUUUUCAUCACAACCUUUUUUUAUUGCAAUAAUUAUUCGAAUACAAAUUUAUUUUUUCACUCAAUUAUGCAUAUAUGAGAAAACAUUCGAAUACUUACGAAUGAAAUUGAAGAAGCAGAACUUAUCAGCCAAUCGUUCGCUCGCUUUCUUAACAUAAAGACGCCGAAAGUAUACUAAUAAACUUUUAAGCAGUCUGCGCAAUAUUUAAGCAAUUGCAAGCAAAUGUAAAUUGUUUAAAAAAUAAGAAUUCAAAGCUUUGAAAGCCAUAACAAUUCUUUGAACUACACUCGCAGCAAAGAAAGCUGCAAAAUUUGAAAUAAAACAAAAA
Molecule: messenger RNA, 2021 nt
Organism: Rhagoletis pomonella (apple maggot)
Lineage: Eukaryota; Metazoa; Arthropoda; Insecta; Diptera; Tephritidae
Product: akirin-like
Exons: 4
Coding region: 369-977 (202 amino acids)
Biological process (GO): positive regulation of innate immune response; positive regulation of transcription by RNA polymerase II
Cellular component (GO): chromatin; nucleus
Molecular function (GO): transcription coregulator activity
Source: RefSeq, a predicted model, not a curated record